AUGCAGAUUACCAUCGCUCCCGCUAGCACCAAAACUGGUGCCGCCAUCGUCCGGUCACUGCUCUCGUUUGAUAACAAGUCCAUCAACAUCAAGGCUCUCUACCGAAACGUGAAAAAGGCACCGGAAGAGUUUACGUCACACGCCAACUUCACGGUCGUCGAGGCGGAUGUUUCGGAUGCUUCGUCACUAGACUUUUCUGGAUCGGACGCUGUUCUUGCCAUUACUCCUCCAGUAUAUGACGGUCGUGAUAUCGUUGCUCACGCUACAAACGUCUCCAAGAAUGUCCGUCAUGCUGUCGAGAGGGCUGGUACCGUGAAGAGGCUCGUGUUGCUCUCGAGCGUGGGGGCAGAGUUCUCUGAGGGAACAGGCGAACUCAAGACAAACCAUACUGCCGAGCAAGUCUUUAAGGACACGAAUGUUCCCGAGAUCAUCUUUGUCCGAUGCACAUAUUUUAUGGAAAACUGGACAAUGUCUGUGGAGACUCUCAAGGCACCAAAGCCCUUCUUCUACUCAACCAUCACGCCCUUGGACUUUCAAGUCGCCAUGGUCGCUGUCAAAGAUAUUGGUCAAGCCCUGGCUUCAGAACUGGUCAAGGAGUCGACUCCACCCGCCAAGCCUUACAUCUUGGAGCUUCACGGACCCCAGCCUUAUACACCACUGGAUGUGAAAAAUGCAUUCUCGCAGGUUCUUGAUAAGGAUGUUGAGGUGAUGGCUGUCGAGAAGCAGGAUCUGCCAGCGUUUUAUGGCAAAAUCUUUGCUCCUCAGAUCAUCAAUGAGUGGGUUGAGAUGGCCACGUGCUUCUUGCCUGGCGGGAUAGCAGAGAAGGAUUUGACGAAGCCAGGUGAAGUUGACGUUAUUAGAGGCAAGACGGAGCUGAUUGAGGCCAUUCAAGCGGCACUGAAGUAA
Fusarium vanettenii 77-13-4 is the source of this 906-nucleotide messenger RNA. RefSeq lists its product as uncharacterized. The transcript has 2 exons. The record is from RefSeq and is a predicted model, not a curated record. NCBI's taxonomy places the organism in Eukaryota, Fungi, Ascomycota, Sordariomycetes, Hypocreales, Nectriaceae. Bases 1 to 906 code for a protein of 301 amino acids.